AUGAGCGAUGCGUGGGACGGCGCACAGGACGCCAGUGCUGUAACGGGACUCCUCGAAGCGGCACUGGCUUUCAGUAGCUCGGCAGUAGCCGCUGUUGUCGGUCGAAAGAUAUACGUCUGCGUCAACUCGCGCGCCGAUGCAUCCGACGUCUAUCCCGUUCUUCUGAAGAUUAAAGAGCAUCUGCAUUAUCUCAGCGAGGAUGACAAGAAGGAGAUGGACGCUGCGAAGGAUCCUGGAAUGCUCUCCAUCAAAGAGCUACUUCGGCGCUUCACGACUGAAAUGCAGAAAUACGCGUACUACGAGAUUCAGUGCUCGGAAACCAAGUAUUGGGAUAGAGUGUUCGAGGCCCAAGCGACCCAGAUCCGCGACGAUGUGCAGACGCUUUUGAAAGAUGUUCUGUCGACAACAGGGAGUCCUGCACGGAAACGCGCUAUAGAGGAAAGACUGCGACGCGAGGCGGCUGAUCGGGCCGCGGGAGCGUCGCCUGCGGAUAGCGUGGCUACUCACUACAUCGCAGAAGCCGGUCCAGUUCUUGAGCUCGACAACCUACCGCUUCCAGCCACCACUUCUGGCACUGAGCCCUCCAGAGUUACCUUAUGGCCCCGCAUCAGCCUCUCUGCGUUCACUUGGAUUGGUGAUGCGAUCAGACAGAUGCCUACUACCAUCGCGUAG
Peniophora sp. CBMAI 1063 is the source of this 672-nucleotide messenger RNA. The record is from the annotation of a GenBank genome assembly. Lineage: Eukaryota; Fungi; Basidiomycota; Agaricomycetes; Russulales; Peniophoraceae.